Penicillium maclennaniae is the source of this 1017-nucleotide messenger RNA. RefSeq lists its product as uncharacterized. The record is from RefSeq and is a predicted model, not a curated record. Bases 1 to 1017 code for a protein of 338 amino acids. The transcript is spliced from 2 exons. NCBI's taxonomy places the organism in Eukaryota, Fungi, Ascomycota, Eurotiomycetes, Eurotiales, Aspergillaceae.
AUGGCCCCUUUAGAUCAUGACCACGGCGGGUUCGUGGCUUUCCCUGGUUGGGAAAACCCUCCAUCAUUUGCCUCUGGCAGCGAACAGUCACCCUCAGUCUCCUCGUCCUUUGAAUUUCAUGAAACUCCAAAAGAUGAGCCUUGUUUGAACGGUCUACCUUUCAGCACAGCUGACCAAAAGCUCUCUUCUUUCGAAAGCCCUCAUAUGCAAUUCGGAGAAUCUCACUUUUCAGGCCUUGACCAGACAUCUCAAUGGGUUCCCUCGACCUUCGAGCCCGAACUCUCAAGCCAGUCAUACUUCUCUAGCAACUUAACUGAGGCGCAACACUGGUCAAACCCUUUCCCUCUAGCCCCUUCAAGCCUGAUUCCCUUCUCUGGACUGCCCUACCACAUGGACACAACCUUAUCUAUCCCAGGAGGAGAGACUAGUAUGCUCAUAGCCGAGCCAUCAAGGCCCGACAAUCUCACUUUGCCUCACUCUCACUCUGAGCCUCACCCUCACUUUCAACCCGCGCUUUCACUUUCAGCUCAGCCCAGAAGGCAAAAUCAAAGCGAACACUCCUCUCCAACCUCCUCGGCAGACUCGAUCAAGGCAAGCCUACACUGCAGCGACUCCCGGGAUGCCCUCCUCAUCGAAUGGAAACGCUGUGGUCUCUCCUACAAAGACAUAAAGCAAAUCGGAGGAUUCAAAGAAGCCGAAUCCACCCUUCGAGGCCGGUUCCGGACGCUUACGAAGGCGAAAGAGCAGCGGGUUCGGAAACCGAAGUGGACGGAAACUGAUGUGAGUUUCCCAUGUCUUUCCAAAAACCGUGGCAAUGCGUGUAUCUAUGCGGGAGAAACAUGGCUAAUGGAUGGAAAACAGAUCCAACUCCUUGUUCAAGCUGUCUCCAAAUACGCGGAGUCCGGGGUUUCGUGGAAGAAGGUUGCGCAGCAUAUCUGGGAUCAUGGGGGCAGUUAUCAAUUCGGGAAUGCGACUUGUAAGAAGAAGUGGUGCGAGAUCCACAUUCUGAACGCUUGA